ACAACAACCACACUGUAAAUCCCCACAUCUCCGGGUUGGACUAACGUUAUCAGCGGGCAUAAAACAGUACUAACACUACCUCACAGUCACCUGGAAAUAGGGUGUUCGCCACACUCAGUGCUAUGGGGGCUACAAGGAGAUCUCAUGUGUCCUAUUUCAUCCUGCUAUUUCUGUUGCCAGUUGCAGCUUGCUUGUACUGCUACCAAUGUGGCAGCACAGGCUCAGAAGGAUCCUGUAAAACGGAUACCAAGACGAUGGUAAAAUCGGCCAACGACAUUUUAAAUAACACCAGUCCAGAUGAAGAAGUACAUGUAGUAGAUCUAGAUACAGACUCUGAGGGAAGGACCCUGCCCUACAUCAAGAAGUGUCCCAACUCUAGGAAUGUGUGUAUGAUCGAAACUGUUGAGGCUGCACAGACGUCGGACAUUCUUAGCUACAUCCGGGACUGCUCUGACGGGGAGACGUUCUCGUUCGGAAACUUGUCCAUGCUGCAAGGCAUUGAGCACAACAACUUCAGCACGUGUGCCUACGACACUCGCGGAUACAUGACCUGUGUCACCACCUGCCAAACAGACUUCUGCAAUGGACCAAAGGCCGGUGCCACCUCACUGAUGAUGUCGGUCGCUCUCCAGAUUGCCUGCCUGUUGUGUGUCUUCAGAAUGACGUGCACGUCUUUGUAAUGGCGUCGAAGCAUCACAGUGAGUGAGUAAGUUAAUAUUCAACGUCACAUCGGCAAUAUUUCAGCCACAUGGUGACGAGUCGAAGCAUCACAAGCUACAAGGUACCGGAAUUAAUCAGCUGGCCAUUGCAAGGAUUCUACUACAGUGAAACCUCGUCAAUCCGGAACCCGUUUAACCGGGAACCCCGAUUCUGGAAGGAACAUGUACAUAUAUUCAAAAGGAUAUGUCUCCAUUCCGAUGAUUUGUAAAUCCGGAAGUUAUUCUAAUCCAGAACUGCUCUGCUGUGGAUCUCACUGAGUAUGCUUUAUUUACGAUAUUGAUGGUUCUUGAGAGCAUAAACGUAAAGUAGUAUCCAAUACCUAAGAAAACGGAAUUCCUGGCAGUGAGGAACAUGGACAACAUAAUAUAUUUGUGAUAAAGUCCACACUGGGCCACUGACCGAACUAAUCAAUUCGUUUAAAGUGUGUAAAUAUGUAAUUACUACAUGUACGGGUACCACGAAUACUUCUUGUAGUAUCCUGUAGUAUUCAUUAUCUCCUCAUUAUUCUGGGCUCCUCUGAUCGGCCAUAAAAAUCCGGAAUAAAGAAAUGAUGUCUUUUUUAAAUCUUAUCAAUAGGCCUGAGUAAGCCUUCGACAAGAAUUGUGACGGUUCGAGUUACCUUGAGUUUGGUGUAUUUUUUAAAUCUUAUCAAUCGGCCUGACUGGGCCUUCGACAAGCUUCGUGACGGUUCGAGUUACCUUCAGUUUGAUGUAUUUUUU
Haliotis rufescens (red abalone) is the source of this 1439-nucleotide messenger RNA. RefSeq lists its product as uncharacterized. Lineage: Eukaryota; Metazoa; Mollusca; Gastropoda; Lepetellida; Haliotidae. The coding region runs from base 123 to 680 and encodes 185 amino acids. The record is from RefSeq and is a predicted model, not a curated record. The transcript has 3 exons.